Alligator mississippiensis (American alligator) is the source of this 2051-nucleotide messenger RNA. It is a transcript of the gene RAD1, whose product is annotated as RAD1 checkpoint DNA exonuclease. Gene Ontology annotation, biological process: DNA repair; DNA damage checkpoint signaling. Gene Ontology annotation, cellular component: nucleus; checkpoint clamp complex. Bases 40 to 921 code for a protein of 293 amino acids. The transcript is spliced from 5 exons. Gene Ontology annotation, molecular function: 3'-5' exonuclease activity. The record is from RefSeq and is a predicted model, not a curated record. NCBI's taxonomy places the organism in Eukaryota, Metazoa, Chordata, Crocodylia, Alligatoridae.
ACGACGGCCGUAAAGUGCUCUCUCCAGCCCGCGGUUGUGAUGCCGCUGUUGCUGCCGGCCGGGGCCGGGGCCGGGGCCGGGGCCGGAGCCGGGGCGGAUGGGAGCGGGGCGCGCUACGUGCUGGUUGCCAGCCUGGACAAGGCGCGGCACCUGUCCACCAUGCUGCGGGCCGUGCACUUCCGGGAUGUCGCCACGUGCGUGGCCACCGCCAACGGCCUCAAGGUGACGGUGGAGAGCGCCAAGUGCCUGCAGGCCUCUGCCUUCAUCCAGGCAGGGAUUUUUCAAGAAUUUGUUGUUCAGGAGGAGUCUGUGACAUUCCGAAUCAAUCUGACCAUUCUUCUCGACUGCCUGACCAUUUUUGGUACAAGUUCCCUGCCAGGCACUUCAACAGCGCUUCGGAUGUGUUACUGUGGCUAUGGCUACCCAUUGACGCUCUUCCUAGAAGAAGGAGGUGUGGUGACCGUGUGUAAAAUUAACACUCAGGAGCCUGAAGAGACGCUAGAUUUUGAUUUCUGCAGCACAAAUGUGGUUAAUAAAAUUAUCCUGCAAUCUGAGGGGCUACGAGAAGCAUUUGCUGAAUUGGACAUGACAAGUGAUGUUCUGCAGAUUACAAUGUCACCAGAGAAGCCCUAUUUCAGAUUAUCUACCUUUGGGAAUGCAGGAAGUGCACAUCUGGACUAUCUCAAGGAGUCUGAUUUGAUGGAAGUGUUUCAGUGUAACCAGACCCAGACAAACAGGUAUAAGAUCUCAUUGCUCAAACCAUCUACUAAGGCGCUGGCUUUAUCUUGUAAAGUGUCUAUUCGAACAGAUACUCGGGGAUUCCUCUCGCUGCAGUAUAUGAUUAGGAAUGAAGAUGGACAGAUCUGUUUUGUGGAAUACUACUGUUGCCCUGAUGAGGAUGUUGCUGAAACAGAACUAUAACGUUCUGAAGGUCAUAUGUGGUUGAUCAGGAUAUUAAACCUUACAUUUUUAAGUGAAAGUUGUCAGAUCGAUAGAACUGAAAAAUAAAGUUCUUUUUAUUCAGAGAACAGGCAGCUACAAUGCAGGCUUCUCCCUGCCACUGUUUUUCUGGCCCAAAAGCAACCCCUAUACAAAACAAAAAGGUUGCUUAGUUCUCAACCUCUGCAGGGCCUGAUGAAGGUGCCACUGUGUGUUACAUACAGCCAUGCUUCCUGCCCACUUGAAAUGCUCACCAAACAGCCUUUGGGAAUGGAAUCACCAGUCACAGUGUAACAUAAGGAUGAUAUAUUAACAAAGCAGCAUGAUUUUGGUGUUAUGUUGAUUAGUCUGUACCACAUGCAGUAUUUUAAUCUACCAUUUGUUGCUGUGGUUUGUUUUGAGCAUGGACAAGGCAUUAUAGACAGCGAACAAAGGCUAAGGGCAUGUACUAGACAGCAGAAACCUUCAGACGAUCAAACAAAAAUCACUUUUCUCAAAAGACUGCUCAUGCAAGAAGGUGACUUGGCAUCUGACUUCUCAGUGCUUACAAAUGGUUUACUCGUCAGACGUAGUCAGUUGUCUACCCUGGAAUGGCAUCUGGGAUGAAUGUUACCUGCUGUCUACAGCAUUAGUGCUUGUGUUGCACUGGCAAGGUAGGGUGGAAUCCAGUAUGAAUCGCCCGCAGAACAGCACUUUGGCCGUGUUACUUGGACUGAAUCUCAACUACUUUUUGUAUUUCUCUAAUACAGGGAGACUGCCCUCGAAAUCUGUUACCUUAAAUGACACUUCCCUUCUACCCUCUUGGAAACCCCAUACAUCUCCUACCACUCUCUAGACCACAGGCUUCUGCUUUGAUUCUUUAAGGAAAGAGGCCAGGAACAUGCGUUUAAGAAGGAAUUUAAAAUGUUCUUUUAUGGAAUGAUUGAUAAAAUACUAUACCGUGUCCCUAUUAUGAGUCCCAUGGACUUUGAUUGGCUGUCUGACUGUUGACACACGUACAAUCCCAUAUGUACUGAAUUUACACUUUUUGCAGCAUUUAUAAAUGUUUUUGUAUUUUUUUAAAUUAUCAAAUUUAUUCCCUGACAAUAAAAAUUGCAGUUACAUUUAAAAAA